GUUCUCCAGCUGGGCUACAAUAAGAUGACUAACCUGACCGAGGGCAUGCUGAGAGGUCUGGGUCGAAUCCAAUGCCUUUUCUUGCAACACAACCUUAUUGAGGUCAUCGCUAGCAAUGCCUUCUGGGAGUGCCCCAGCCUCAGCAGCCUGGACUUAUCUUCCAAUAAAUUGGCUCGUCUUGACCCGUCUACAUUCACGGUCCUCAACAGGCUGCAGGUGUGUGAACUGGCGGGAAACCCGUUCCACUGUGGCUGCGAUCUUUUCACUUUCCUCACCUGGCUGGAGGCGUUCAACAAUGUCACCCACACCUACGACCGCCUCCAGUGCGAAACGCCUGUGGAAAUGAAUGGUUACCCUCUUCUGAGUCCGCUGCCCGGGCACGGAAAAAAUGCCCGUUACACUCUUCUAUCCAUGUGUCGCGAUGGUGUAAUAAUUCCAGGGAUGACCUCGCAGACACCAGAUCAAGAUGGGUCAGGCAUGGGUUUGGAUAACCCAGAUCAAGGUCUGUACCCCCAACCAACCAUAUCCUCCACUGCUGACCCCACCUAUAACAAUCAGAUUUCCAUGAAGCUUGAAACUGUCUCCCUCUAUAGCGCUUCUCUAUUGGUACAGAUCCCACGACCAUACAGUAAGAUGUACAUCCUUUCCCAGUACAACCAAAGCUUUGUUGCAGACGUCAAGCCCCUGAAGUUGAAGAGAGAGACACUCACUCUGGAGAAACUGAAACCACACACAAACUACACUUACUGUGUGGCGUCUGCAAGCAAAACUCAGCGGUACAACCACACCUGUCUGUUCUUCACCACACGAGCUUUGGGGUCAGAGGACCCACAAGCCAACCCGUCCACAACUACCCACUACAUCAUGACCAUCCUGGGAUGUCUGUUUGGCAUGGUCAUUGUGCUUGGAGUAGUCUAUUACUGUCUCCGACGGCGACGCAUCCUGGAGGAGAAGAAGAAAGCUAUAAGCGUGAAGAAAACUAUUUUGGAGAUGAG
Notothenia coriiceps (black rockcod) is the source of this 995-nucleotide messenger RNA. Its product is annotated as protein phosphatase 1 regulatory subunit 29-like. The record is from RefSeq and is a predicted model, not a curated record. The annotation marks the transcript as partial. Gene Ontology annotation, cellular component: plasma membrane. Gene Ontology annotation, molecular function: protein binding. The transcript has a single exon. Lineage: Eukaryota; Metazoa; Chordata; Actinopteri; Perciformes; Nototheniidae.